GGCUUAUUCAUCGGUUUUGUAGCAAAUGAUUUAAGGCAUGAGUUGGGUGGUUUGGCCAUCAUGAUAGUGUCAGGCGUUUACGUGGCAUGGGUGCUCUUGCUACUAUUUCUGACGUCAGCCCGCGAUCCCGGUAUCAUGCCGCGAAGCACGUCGCCACCGGAUCCGGAGGACGACUCAGGGACCAUUCAGCACACUAACACCUCGUCCUUCUCCCAAGAGUUUGGCGGCGGAUCGAGCGCAAAGAGGAAGCUCCCUCGGACGAAAGACGUUGUCAUUCGUCCCGGUGUGGUCGUGAAGAUAAAGUAUUGCGACACGUGCAUGCAUUACCGGCCGCCACGUUGCUCUCACUGCUCAAUCUGUAACAACUGUGUGGAAAGAUUCGAUCAUCACUGCCCCUGGGUGGGACAGUGCAUCGGCAAGCGCAAUUACCGUUUUUUCUUCAUGUUCGUUGUCUCCACUACACUGCUAUGCAUCUAUGUGUUUGGUUUGUCGGCUUUCUUGACGAAGAAAUCAAUGAGCAAGGAGGGCAUGAAUCUUUGGCGGUCCAUGACGAAGAAUCCUGUCGCUAUCAUCCUCAUGGCCUACACUUUCGUGGCCGUGUGGUUCGUCGGUGGUCUUACCAUCUUCCAUUCGUAUUUGAUCAGCACUAAUCAGACCACUUAUGAGAACUUCCGCCAUCGCUUCGAGAGCCAAGGCAAUCCCUUCACGCAGGGCUGCCUGGCCAACUUCAAGGAGGUGUUCUGCACCCCUAUCGAUCCGUCGAAGAACAAGUUCAGAGCCUUUGUGACGGUGUCGGGGCCGCUGGCGGCAUCCUCGGCGAGGUUAAGCGGUGGUGGAGGGGCGGGAGUGAUGGAGUUGUCCCCUAGAAACGGGGGAGGGGGCGGGUUCGCUGCUGCUGCAGGAGGCGGAAGAGCGGCAGUGGGCCCGUCUGUGAGCUCGUCACAGCAGUCUCAUACGUCGAAUUUACGACACGUGGCGGGCUCCACGGCUGGAGACGGAAAUGUGCAGAUGCUCGCGCAGCAUCAGCAGCAUCAGCAGCAUCAGCAGCAGCAACAACAGCAGCUGUAUCAUCAGCAACAGCAGCAACAUCAUCAUCCGCAGCAGAACAGUCCGUGGCUGUCGCCCAUACUUGCAAGAGGGAGUGGACGUUAUUCGGGUGGGAGAGAAGGAGGAGGGCACCAGCAGCAGGAUACGUUGGAUGUCGCCAUCACCGUGGACCUUCGGAUGAGGGGAGAGGGCGAGAGGGCGUAACCAGCGUAGCUUCUUUGUCUAGCCCAUCCGCUCUGUAAAUACUUGUUCAAGGCGCGUGCUGGUGGCGCGUUUCCGCUCGUUUGCGCUGCCUUCCCGCCGCCGACUUGUUGAGACGUGCCAUCAGUGGGUGAUGGCGAUGUUAGGCGGUGAUAGAUGGGAACAGAUGACGACAACACGCGGCGGUGAUGUGGUCUCUCUCCUCUCUUUGAACGGCGGGGAUUAUGCAUGCGACAGGAAGGCUCAUCGCGGUCGCUUUUGAGAGCCGGCGACGAGGAGGGGGCACCAAGAACUGGGGCAUAUAGAGCGGGGGUGGAAGUUUGACGGGGGAAACCCGGUACUACAUGUGACGUCCCUGCAGCAGGUGCAAUGCGCCGCUGGGAGCGGAUGAGCUGGAUCAUAUGGUUGGACGUCAAAGAAGAGGGUAAUCGGGGAUCAUGGUGACGAUAAGGCAGGUUUGGAGGAGUGGGAAGAGGGGGAAGGCGACGACGACGACGACGAGAGAGUCUAUGAGCGGGGUUGAGAGGCUUAUACUGAGCGGCUGUUUCCUCGUUCUGGAGUCAGGGAGAAGUGGCACGGGAGGGUGCGCACAUUUAUAACGGAUUUUCGGCGCCAAGUGUGUGGCCCCGUCCUUGGAGGGGGUGUUUUGCGAAAUUAACUCUUUUGGAGAAUGGAAGGUGACACGCAGGGGAUCCAGAGCUGAUUUAGGGCAUGCCUCGUCUAGCUGUCAGCCAACGGACACGGGCCGCCAUCCUUUCCUGUCGAAAUUGACAUCGGCACUUUCGCCGCGAGAGCGGGGGGGGAAGGUUUUACCCUUUUUUUUCCCUUCUCCGCGGGGUAUCGGAUGAUGCGCGUUUCUCUCCUUUUUCUGUCUCUCUGUGGACGGAUCUCUCGCUGUCUGAUUCUCACGGCUGGCGGGCGAUGGAUUGGCAGGUGCUGCUGCUGAGAAGCUUGGACCAAGUAUCCGCAUAUAUGACAUUGAAAGAGCUCUCUGCCUCUCCCGGGUACGUAUGGGCAGUUUAAGUUAACCUGUUUCUACGUUUAAACAUGAGCUGUGGACGAGCGGCUUUCUUCUAUCAGGUAAUCAACGUGCGAGAUGUGAGGCUACCUUUCGCUUGAUGAUUCACGGGAAAGCUUUCUACUGAUUGGCAGCUAAAGGAUGGGGGAGAGAGAGAGAGAGAGAGAGAGAGAGAGAGAGAGAGAGAGAGAGAGAGAGGUUCCGCCGCGCAGUUCAGCUCAAGCCGAUUGAUAUCCGCGGCCUGCAAAGAGGUUUUGUGAGUUCGUAGUGCACUCUUUCGCUCGUAUAUGGAUGCUUACUGUAUCUAUCAUGACUCUGUCUCGCUCUCUCUGAUGUGGACAUACAAUCUAUCUCGCCCGUUAGUCGAUCUUCUUCCUUGUUUCUCCGUGAUGAAGAGGGUGGCCAAGGCAUAUAGCAGCAUAUCAGCGCGAUUUGCCCGUUUCUUCUCGCCUACCACUUGUCCGGUUCGAUUAUGUCCAAGUGAUCCAGCUGUCUGCGGGAUUCGUAGGAGGGAAUGAAUAUGGUUGAUGAUUUUUGCCUUUUCUGUUUACAUUUCCUGUCCGAUCUUUGUAUGUCUGUGCCAACGUGCGUUUGUUUACCGACGGGGCGCGGAGGCGGGUUGGCAAGCAUAGCCGUGUUUUUCUGUGGAUAAGCUUUUUACUCUGCACUUCUGCGGAGCAGAGCGUGGGACAAGGAGGGAGAGGAAGAGAGAGGCCGCCAUUUGUGACCGGUGGUUCUUGGAGCGAGUUGAGGUCUAGUUUUUCCUCAAGUGCAUGGUGCGUGGCGUGUGACAGGAAUUGCGCGUUGAUGUAUGGGCGGAAAGUGAACGAAGGACGGAAGCGAGGUUACUGGCAUUGGGGUUGAUAUACACGGCUACACGUGGCCACGAUCUCCGUGAAGUGUUUUUCGUGGUGUUUUCGCGCUUGUACCGAAAAGGUCGAGGAGCUCUUUCGUGAGUAAGGGGACCGAGUGCGCGAGCUCGACUUGUUGCCCCCCAUACUGAGUAUUGCAACGCGUAUGUACACUACAUAUAGUGUUGCAUUUAGACGCAUGUAAGGGGCGUUGGUUUGGUCAUCCUCAUUCUACACUGCAUUUGAGUGCUUUGUGUCGUCGUCGCUAGCUUCAUCCCCACGUGGCAGCAGGGCCUGGAACUUCGUCACGUGGAAGGAAACGGCGUCUCUCCCCGGACAUUGACAAUGAUCUGAGCUGCUGACACACAAGGAAACGCAGUGUGUGAAACGUGGGCCUGACGACUUGGCCUGAGCGUCCCAGAUGGGGCAUCCUGAGACUUGGCAGCUCGGCUUGGGUCGUAUGGGAAGUAUGCGGGAAGCAGGUAGGCUGUCCUGAAGGCCGACAGGUGGUCGGCUCCGUUUCUCUGCUGAAAGUAUUCUGGCAUCCUUGUCACUCUUGCUCGUGUAGAUGGGUGCGUGGCAAUCAGGUGCUAUGCAAAGAGUGCCAGGAGAGGAGAGAGUAACGAAGAGAGACGAUGACGGAAAGGGGGCUCGUUUGCUGGUAUUGAACACUUCGUUGGGCGGUUUUGUAGAUACUUGCGGUUCAAGUGCCAGAGAUUGUGGUAUUCUGUCAAUGCAGAAGUCCAGGAUUAGAAUCAAAUUGGGAGGUUGAAACACGACAGUAGGAGAGCACAGGAAACAGGCCACGGGCGAGAGGAAAGGACUUCAUGAAACCCGCGUGCGCGCGUUGUACACUCCUUCUGAGUUUCAGUUCCCUCGCAUGGAAAUGAAGCGUCGAGAGGGUUUUGGCGGCCGUUCUAGUUGGCAAGAGGGUUUUGGUCUUCUCCUGGUACAGCUUAUGUGGAGGUUGGGGAGAUGUGAGGACAAAUGUAUAAAUGGGGGAGAAGACUGAAAGUGGACGGGAAUUGCUCAGGCUCUCCAUGUUGUUAAAUAGCUUUUCAGAUAGCAAUGGAGGAGUGUAUCUACUGCACGAACUGAGUAGGACGGACAAAAUGCAUGUGUUUGAUUGUAUGCGCAUGAACAUGGAUGAAAUCCAUGUGUUUGGAUUGUUUGCCCACACACGCACGCAUACCCUGCGCAUUGCCACACCCAUACCCAUGCGCAUACGCG
Molecule: messenger RNA, 4347 nt
Organism: Chara braunii
Lineage: Eukaryota; Viridiplantae; Streptophyta; Charophyceae; Charales; Characeae
Source: the annotation of a GenBank genome assembly